Molecule: messenger RNA, 2789 nt
Organism: Carcharodon carcharias (great white shark)
Lineage: Eukaryota; Metazoa; Chordata; Chondrichthyes; Lamniformes; Lamnidae
Gene: entpd4
Product: ectonucleoside triphosphate diphosphohydrolase 4
Exons: 13
Coding region: 248-2077 (609 amino acids)
Biological process (GO): nucleoside diphosphate catabolic process
Cellular component (GO): membrane
Molecular function (GO): nucleoside diphosphate phosphatase activity
Source: RefSeq, a predicted model, not a curated record
UGUGGUAAAAGAUUUCCGUUGCCGCGGAGGCAGUCGAGGGGGAAAUGGCUGUUGCGUUUGUCGAAGUCGGCCUGUCACGCUCACUGUUUUGUGUUUGUUCUUGCUGACAGUACCGUCCACGGUGAAUCAUGAGGGGGAAAACAGUGCCUCCUUGGCAGAACUGUGCACUGUACUUGACACAACCUGGAUUAAUUGAUUGUCGAUCAUUGCUUCCUCUCAUCAUUCCGUGAUUAAGCAGCUUUUUACCAUGGGAAGGUUCUAUAUCUCCUGCUUAUUCCCGGCUUCAUGGCAUUUCAGCUUAUCUCCAUCGACCUGUCCACGUCCUUUCAACAGCACCUUUCGUCAGUUGACAGCUCUUGUAUUGCUCACUAUUUUCAUAUCUCUACUGUAUGUUCUGCUGGUCUUGGAUAAGAAUCGCUGGGGACGUUUGUACCAGGACAGAGGAGAUAGGUACUUUACCAAAUUGACAGACAUGGAGGCCACUGAUAUCAAGAACCCUUAUUUAAACUACGGCAUUGUGAUAGACUGUGGAAGCAGUGGCUCAAGGCUCUUUGUGUACUGCUGGCCAAGACACAAUGGGAAUCCACAUGAUCUGCUUGAUAUCAAACAGAUGAGGGGCAGGAACAGACAGCCUGUGGUGAUGAAGAUCAAACCAGGUAUAUCAGACCUGGCAGCCACACCAGAGAAAGCUAGUGAUUACUUGGCACCCCUGUUGAAUUUUGCUGCAGAUCAUAUUCCUCAUUCAAAACACCAAGAGACUCCUUUAUAUAUCCUGUGCACUGCUGGGAUGAGGAUUUUACCUGAGAACCAGCAAAAUGCCAUCCUUGAAGAUCUCCGUACAGAUAUUCCUCUCAACUUCGAUUUCCUGUUUGCAGACUCACAUGCAGAGGUCAUUUCAGGCAAACAAGAAGGAGUUUACGCUUGGAUUGGGAUCAAUUUUGUCCUGGGACGGUUUGACCACAUCAGUGAUGGUGAGGAUUCGGUUGUGGAAGUCAACCUUCCUGGUACUGAGGCCCAGGCAGCUGUCCUCCGGAAGAGGACAGCUGGCGUAUUGGACAUGGGAGGGGUUUCUACUCAGAUAGCCUAUGAAGUGCCCAAAACUGUAAGCUUUGCCUCUUCACAACAGGAAGAGGUGGCCAAGAACCUGCUGGCAGAGUUCAACCUGGGCUGUGAUGCCCAUCACACAGAGCAUGUGUACCGAGUCUAUGUCACCACGUUUCUGGGUUUCGGUGGGAAUGCUGCCAGAAAGCGUUACGAGGAACAAAUCAUCCACAAGAUCACAUUGACAAACAGGUUGCUGGGGCAGAAGACUGGCUUGACAGAGGAAAUCCCAUACUUGGACCCCUGUUUGCCAGUUGAUAUCAAGGACGAAAUUCAUCAAGGUGGACGCACUGUGUAUUUACGAGGACUGGGAGAUUUCAAUUGGUGUCGACAAAUGAUUAGCCCCUUCUUAAACAAAACCAAUGAGACUUCAACAUCGCUCAGUGGGAUCUACCAGCCCCAAGUCGAUUAUCAGAACAGUGAAUUCUAUGGUUUCUCUGAAUUCUAUUAUUGCACUGAAGACGUCUUGCGCAUGGGCGGUCACUAUGAUGUUGCUAAAUUCACCAAAGCUGCUAAGGAUUAUUGUGCGACAAAGUGGACAAUCCUGAAGGAACGUUUUGACCGUGGCUUGUACUCCAGUCAUGCAGACCUCCACAGACUGAAGUACCAGUGUUUCAAGUCAGCGUGGAUGUACGAGGUUCUGCAUAGUGGAUUUUCCUUUCCUGUGAAUUACACCAACUUGAAAACAGCCCAGCUGGUUUAUGACAAGGAAGUUCAAUGGACGCUUGGGGCAAUUCUCUACAGGACACGUUACUUACCCCUGAGGGACAUUCAACUGGACAACUUCAAAGGAAACCAUACACACUGGAGGGGCUUCUCCUUCGUCUACAAUCAUUAUUUAUUUUUUGGCUGUUUCCUGGUCGUCCUCUUGUCCAUCCUCCUUUACCUGCUGCGCCUGAGGCGGAUCCACCGAAGGAUGCCACACAGCAUGUGGAUAGGCGAAGGCGGGCUACCUCAGAUGCCAGAAGUUGCCUGAUAGUCGGUGACCAGGGUGCAAAAUGGUAGUAGGGUUGUGCGGGGGGGGGCAGGUAUAAGGCAGGAGCUGGUUUUUCCAUGACUUACAGAAGUUGCAGAGGCCAAUAAUGCAAUUUUUGGAAACUGAAACAGAAAAGGGCUGCAGACGCACAGCGGGCCCGUGGAAAAGGGCUGGAGAUGCAGCUUCGUGAGUGGUCAGAAAUAUCCCUGUCUUUUUCAGACACUGACAGACUUUACCAUACAUUUGUCUGUGCUUGUUGCAGGAGCACGGUUGGAGCAGAAUCGACAAGCUGUAAAUACAUGAUUAACUUCAUGUUUGAAAUUUGUAUGACACUCCUUGAUGAGCCAGCAAACUCCGCAAUUCCAUUUAAUUAUAGAAAUAAAUAUCAAAACAAAGGAAGUGCAAUCAUCCAGAUUAGUGAUGUUAAGAAGCAGUGUUUUCUGUCUGUCUUCAUACACAAUUCAGAAAACCUUGUUAUUUUGGCCUGAGCUAUGUCUGAGUGACUGCAGGGACAGCAGGUCACGAGGCAAAAGUGAGCCCAGUAGAAAUGCAUUGUAAUACAGCAGCUGCUAUGAAGUUUUCAACAAUCAGAAACUCUUCAUUAUAUUUAUUUAUAACUGCAGUAAAUAGCAAUGAAGUCAGUGCAUCUGUUACCUCAAAAUCGGUGAUAUGACAGACCACAUCACAAACAAUAAAUCUAUUUAUAAAAUGA